AUGGACGACAACACGUUUGUGAACCCAAUUGCCCAGUGCGAGAUCUCUGGACCUGCAUUUACAGAAGACAAUGUUUUCAGUGCGAAACGGUGCUACUGGGGUUCUUCCAAUCUGAAUAACAUAACGGAAAGAAUGUGUGCAUUUGAAAAGGACAUGAGAUUGGCAAGAGUAGAAUACUUCCCAUACCGUUUGUCAGACACGUCAAAAGACCUGCUGUCCCCUUCUACUGCCCAGUUCGACACUGACGGUGCCUACGGAGGAAAGAUAGAUGGAGUAGUCGCUGUCUCACAGUCUGUUGUCAUUCGAAGAUCCAUAUACAUUGAGGAAGGCGGGUCUUUAACAAUUCAACCUGGUGUGACCCUUCAGUUUCCACUCAACACAGGAAUCUACGCCAAAGGAAUUCUCAGCGUCGGCAGCCUUGAUGGAGAAAAGGCAAGACUUGUUCCCGAAUCUACGACUUGGCGCGGAGUUUACAUCAAACGCUGUAAGUAUGGGAAUCUUAUUCUGUGGAUGUAA
Molecule: messenger RNA, 516 nt
Organism: Liolophura sinensis
Lineage: Eukaryota; Metazoa; Mollusca; Polyplacophora; Chitonida; Chitonidae
Exons: 4
Coding region: 1-516 (171 amino acids)
Source: RefSeq, a predicted model, not a curated record